This is a messenger RNA of Numida meleagris (helmeted guineafowl), 3462 nucleotides long. Its product is annotated as extracellular tyrosine-protein kinase PKDCC-like. Gene Ontology annotation, molecular function: non-membrane spanning protein tyrosine kinase activity; ATP binding. Gene Ontology annotation, biological process: protein phosphorylation. The record is from RefSeq and is a predicted model, not a curated record. The transcript is spliced from 7 exons. Lineage: Eukaryota; Metazoa; Chordata; Aves; Galliformes; Numididae. The annotation marks the transcript as partial.
GGCUUCACCAAGGUGGUGGUGCGGGCGGCGCUGGCGGGCGGCGGGGCCGUGGCGCUGAAGUCGGUGCACGGGGCGGGCCGGGAGGUGCGGCAAUGCGAGCAGCGGUACGGGGAUCCCUCCGGCUGCCGCCGCCUGGCCGCGUACAAACUGCUGAAGGAGGUGACGCUGCUGCGACGCCUGCGGCAUCCCGGCAUCGUGCAGCUGCACGGGCAGUGCUACGACAGCGGCGGGGAGCGCGAAGCCGGGGUCACGGCCGUGCUGGAGCUGGGAGCCCCGCUGGAGAUGAUCCAGCUUCUGCAGACCCCCUGGGAGGAGAGAUUCAAAAUUUGCCUGGGUCUUGUGGAGCUGCUGUUUUACUUGGCACACUCCCCCCUGGGCUCAAUAGUCCUCUUGGACUUCCAGCCGAGGCAGUUUGUUAUGGUGGAUGGGAACCUUAAAGUGACAGACAUGGAUGAUGCCAGCACCGACGAGCUGUCAUGUGAGGAGGAUAAUGACUGCACACUUGACUUCCCCACAAGAAGCUUUCCUCUCCACUGCUCUUCAGCUGGGAAGUGUGAGGGAAUAAAUGAGAAGAGGAAUCUCUUCAAUGCAUAUCGGUAUUUUUUCACCUACCUUCUGCCACACUCUGCACCACCAGCUUUGCAGCCCUUUUUGAGUGAUAUUCUGAACGCAACAGGUAACUUACGAUAUGGAAUAAAUGAAACCCUGAGAGCUUUUGAAAAGGUUUUACAUCUGUACAAGUCUGGGCUCUAUCUACAGAAAAGACCUCUUCUUUUAAAAGACUACAUCUUCCUGAGGGGCUUCCGGACGGUGGAAGCAGAAGCCUACAAGUGCUGGCCUUCCUACAGCCACCUGGGCUGCCUGCUCUCUAUCCACAGCCCUGAGGAGGCUGCUGCCAUUUGUAGCUCCCAGCCACAGUGUCAGAGUUUCAUCAUCACCCAGCAGAGGACAUGGACAGGACGCCCACUCGCCUCAUUUCAGAGCAGCCCGACUGAUUUAAUACCGGAUGCUACUGCUGUAGUCUAUAUUAAACGAUCAGCUUCCUUAGGGAGAAGAGUUUAAAGACAAUGAGAUCACAUGAAAUGAUCCUGGGAGGAACAAGCCAUUGGGGAGAAGCUCAUCUCCUGAAAGGAAUGACAUGCUUUAUUUUGCUUGGGUUGUGAUCUCCCUGCCAGCUUAGAUUGAGUCAAAUGCUGCUGUCUCCUUGAUCAAAGCUCCAAUUUCUCAUUGCAGAAUGCUCCUUCCCCACAGCCCCGCUAGCUUGUUUAGCUGUUCCCACACUGCUGUUCUGCAUAAAUACUCUCCGUUUUAGUCAAAUGUGGCCAGGCUCUGCAAUACCUAGCCUUGCUGCUUCAGUAGUCAGCUUGUCAGCCAAGAAAUAGCAAUAGCUGCAGGGACCUGGCUGGAGUAAGCCCAGUUUGCUCAUCAGACUCCAGAUAAUUUACAAAUAAUGCACGCUGGAGAAUGCAGCGGCUCCUCCCGCAGCUGCCAACAAGGGUUUCACACCACUGCAGAUGGAAGGGCUUGGACCUCAGUGAGGGGGUGCAGGUUGAGGUCUGUAUCCAGAGGCUGAGGCUGGGGAUGGCCUUCUGAGGAGGGUCAUGGUUCAGCUCCUUUGGGUCAGAGAAGGGAUGCGGUGUGGAGGUCAGCUCUGGAACCCAGUGUCAGGAUGCUUGGAUGCAGGAUUUGGGUUUGACCUGGUGUGAUUUGCAAUGCCAGCUCCCAUGUAUCAACCUUGAAGGUUUUUCUGUUACUUUCCGUGAAAGAGCAAGACAUUCAAAUUAUUUAUGUAUGAAGUGUUACUCUGUAUGGUAAAGAAUGACUAUGUUUAUUCUAAGCACGCGGUGAAUAGUUUUUCUUUUGUAAUUGCUGAUGUUUUAAUGCAACCAAAUGCAAAUGUUUCCCACCUUCAGGUCUCCCAGUAUUGCUACCCACUCCUGAGGCCAACCUGUGAGUGCACACCUGCACACGCUGUGCUCCUCCCUGGGCCAUCUGCAAGCACGGCCCUUUUCUUUUCCAGCAUGUUCAGGAAAAGCCCAACUCUCUGCUGAGCUCACGCUGUUGCAGGGGAAGCUGUGCUGCAGCAUUCCUGCGAUGCAGAGUUCAGUUUUCCUCCCAGCCUACACCCAAGCUCUUGCCUGGGUUGUGCUGUGUUUGCUGUGAGCUGGUCCUGGGUUUCCUAAGGCAGGUGUUCACCAUUCAACUUAUUAGUACUUGCAGCAGCGGGGCCUUUCUCAUGCUGUGUAACCCCUGCUGCUCGCACUGCGGCUCAGGAACUCUGAUAGUGAUACCAGUUAGCAAGAAUUUCUAUUUGCAUGACAAGAAGGCUCUUCUUACUGUGAUUGUCAUAUUGCUGCCGGCUUUGCGAAGGCUUUUAAAAUGGGCUUGGUGGUAGACCCUGGAAAAGGUGGAGGGAUGGUCCUGCCAGGGAUCCUCUGUUGUUUUGCUUUCACCUCACUAAGCACGGCUUCGGAUAUCUGCUCUGUGUUGCAUCCACAGCUCUCUGGGCAGCAGUGCCAGGGCCUCACCAUACUCGAAGUGAAAAAUUUCCUACUCAUAUCUGAUCUAAAUCUCCCCUCUUUUAGUUUAUCACUACCUGCCCAUGUAAAAAGAUGGUCUACCCCCACGUGUCCUACCACUUGGCUGCUUCCACCUUCAUUCAUGUCUUCAGCAGUGUAAUGCCUAUGACUGUGCUGUAAUUUGUCCUUUGAUCCAGUAAAAUGAAUGGGUGGUAGAAAAGAUAAAUAUCCUCUGGUCAGGACUUGGAUACACAGUUGUGUCCAAUUGUGUGUUAUCACCCCACUGCAUCAACAGCUACAGCUGGACAUACAUGUGAAGAAACAUGGUCAGUGGAAAAAGUGGCUUCCAAGCUGCUUUUUCCCAGCUUAUUGCUGUUAUUUUCUGCUAUGAAACCCUUUCCAAGGGCAGUGCCAGUUUCAAUGCCCAUAAAACCCAUACUCUGCUGCCUCAAGCAGCUUUAAGCUUUCAAUUCCAGUGAAAAUUUCAUUGCAUGCCUAAAAUCUCUCUUUUAGUAACUACAAUACAUGCAAAAUGGAGAUAUAGGCAUUUGUUGCCCUUAAAACUCGCAGUUGCUGGAGUCAAUUUGUCUCUGCUAUCGCCGAUCACUAUUUCAGCUACCAUCAUGGAAUAUGUAACAGAGAAAAGUGCUUAGAAGGAAACAGCAGGGAAUCAAUUGCAAUGGAAACCAUGUGUGCUGGAGGAAUAAUAUUUACCUAAAUGUGUCUAUCACAUCUUCCCAAAGGAUGCUGCUCUUGGGAGAAAAUGGUUAUGAAAAUGUUGCCGCUACAGAUAAAAGGAAUAUCAUUUUUUGAAAACACAUACUUUAAUGUUCUUAAUUAAAUCCGUAUUGUAAUAACAGAUAUAAAGCCACAUCCACAAAGGAUAAUACCAUGUCCUCCAAAGAUAGAAGCCACAGUUUAAUAAAUAUCAACAGAUGCUGUA